UCUGACAGGCCAGAGAGAGCGAGCUCCGAUGGCAGCGAGCCGCAGCGGGACGGAGGGUGGACAGCGGGCAGCGGGGCGGCAACAUGGCGCUGCUGAGCGGGGCGAGCCGCGGGGCUGCGGCCGGUACCACAGCGCGGAGCGUGCUGCUGCGGAUGGGGGAUCGUGCACGGGUGUCAGGGAACCACGUGUGUAACCAGUACGGAACAUCAAGUUCUUUGCCUGAGGAGACAAAGAAAGCCCUCCAAACUGGACCAGACUUAGAAGACUUUCUAUCGGGAGAUCUGGCAGACAAGAGCGUGUGGGCUGAGUAUAAAGGCAACUUAAAGCGUCAGAAAGGAGAAAGGCUACGACUUCCUCCAUGGCUGAAAACGGAGAUUCCCAUGGGCAAGAAUUACAAUAAACUGAAAAACACCUUGAGAAGUUUAAACCUGCACACGGUAUGUGAGGAAGCACGUUGUCCCAACAUUGGGGAAUGCUGGGGAGGUGGUGAAUAUGCUACAGCUACAGCUACUAUUAUGCUGAUGGGUGACACGUGCACUAGAGGCUGCAGAUUUUGUUCAGUAAAGACAGCAAAAAAUCCACCUCCGCUGGAUCCCGAGGAGCCUUACAACACAGCAAAAGCCAUUGCUGAGUGGGGCUUGGAUUACGUUGUGCUGACAUCUGUGGACAGAGAUGAUAUGCCUGAUGGAGGAGCAGAACACUUUGCAAAGACCGUCUCCCAUCUGAAAGAAAGGAACCCCAAAAUAGUGGUGGAAUGCCUCACCCCUGAUUUCCGAGGGGACCUCAGCGCUGUGGAGAAGGUGGCACUGUCAGGGCUGGAUGUGUAUGCACACAACGUGGAGACGGUGCCAGAACUACAGAGGAGAGUCCGCGACCCACGAGCCAACUUCGAGCAGUCCCUGCGUGUGCUGCAGCACGCCAAGGAGGUGCAGCCCCGCGUUAUUUCCAAAACCUCCCUCAUGCUGGGGCUGGGCGAGACCGAUGCACAGGUGCUAUCAACCAUGAAGUUGUUGCGUGAAGCAGGUGUAGAUUGUUUGACUCUGGGACAAUACAUGCAACCAACUAAACGUCACCUAAAGGUUGAGGAGUACGUGACACCUGAGAAAUUCAAGUACUGGGAAAAAGUGGGAAACGAUCUUGGAUUCCAUUACACAGCCAGUGGGCCGCUAGUGCGCUCCUCCUAUAAAGCAGGUGAAUUCUUCUUGAAGAACUUAGUGGAAAAAAGGAAGACGAAAGUCAUCUGAAAAUGAGAGUGAGCCUAUUUAAAGCAACCAGCUCUAAGGAUCCUUUUUCAGCACAUAAUUAUACUCGGUUCCAGAAAUACAGAAGGCCAGAUGGCGGAGGCAUGAAUAAACUUACUAUCUUUCCAGAACAUUUUACUCUUACCAAAGCACUUAACGUUAUUGUACUGGACUCCUCCUGGCGGUGCUACAACUCUGUAGUCCUUCCAGCAUUAAGUACUAAGUCAGAAGACAGAACUGAUUUUGAAAGAGCAAAGCAAUCGAGGUAAGCUGAAAAAUAAUCAGAGGUUUAACAGAUUUGAUACUACCAUUGGUGUUGCUGCAAUUGGAUACUGAUUGAGAUGCCAAUAAUAGGUAUUUAAAGGGCAGUGAGAUCUUGCUGCGUCUUACCAUUGUUGUGUAACACAAGCUUGCAGGGACUGUGGGAAAUAAAGGAACUAUAAAAAAGCACACGCAACAAAGGACCCUGUUAGGAUUGUUUUGAACCACAGCAGAGAAAUGCUGUUAAUACUUGUUCAAGACACGGUGUCUUUUGCCUGAAUCUGAAGAAAAUGAACUGUGCCAUUCUGAGAGCUGAUGCUUUGCAGGUGUCCCAAAGGUGGUGAGGUGAAGAAAACGAGACCUCCCUGUGGUAAGAUAGCUAACCUUGUAUAGAUAUCAAUGUAAAACAUUAGGAAAUUCAUGGUUGCUAUAGCAGUGGAGAGAGAACCACCUUUAGCUUAGGUACAUAUGUGACUGUAACAAUCCCCUCUCCUCUGUACAGAUGCUUCUUCAGCAUUGGGUGGCCAGAUUUGUGCAUAUCCUGUACUGUAAUUGUACUUAGUGUUGCCUGGGGAAUUAAAGGAAAGCCCUGUACCCCACCUGAGGGUGUGGAGGUUGCAUUCUGUCUGGGUACCUGCCCAGGAGAUUGAUCUGAGUGCUUACUCUUCUACAUUCACAUUUACCUGCAUUGUGGCUGAAAUCUAAAGUCUUAUGUACUGUACAAAGCUCAGCUAGAAAUAAAAGUGUGGCAUAUGGAACAGUAGCAGCUGUACAUUUCUGCCCCUUCAGUCAAAGUAGCCUCUCCCUAAUUGUUCUCAGCUGUGUGCCCUGAACAGGAUCAUGGUAGUGUAAACUGGGGAGAGUUCGUAUGUUCUUUAUGGCUUGUGUUUAAUGCCUAUAACAUUAAGAUUUUCACCUUUAGAAGGUAUCAACAAGCCUGCAGAGUAGUCUUGGAAAGAGCAGGUGUGCUGUGAGCCACAGCCACUUCCCUUCAGCUGAAACGCACCACAUACCAGAGCAGCAGAAGGUUGGCACUACAGCAAGGAGUGUCAAUACUGCCUCUACUACAGCAGGCCAGGAGGGGCGCAGCAUAACCUGAUGACACCCACAAUGUAAUGACUGCCAGCUCUUAUUAGAGGCCCUCCUAUAAAUAAUGGCUUUAAUAGAGCAGGUUUAGGAGGCCAUUAUUGUAGCUUUUGCCAAGUUACUGUUUUCAGCAUUAUUGCCACCAGAAUAACAAAGAAAAAUCCUGAGCCAUAGAGCAGUUUUAAAACUGCUGAUGGACACUGAUACACCCUGAUCAUCUAUGACUCUUUUUUUCCUCCUAUUGAGAGAAAUAAUGCUUCUAUAAAACAGAGUCUGACAUUAUUUCAUAUGGGAAGUAUGUUACAAACUGCUGCUGGGUGGAUCAGAAGAUGAUCUCAGGCUUUACACAAUUGUCUGACAGCAGGCCCCAAGUUACACAGGCUCUAUAAGCCUUUCCAAUCACAUGCUUUGCUAUGGCUUCUAGAGAAAGCAGUCAUAUUUUGGCAUCAUAAAUGUACUUUUUGUUUCAUUUCCAAGAUUUUUUGAGGAGCUCUGACAAUUUGUACAGUAAGAAUUUCAGGUUUUAAAAUUCUUUUCCUAGUUGAAAAACCUGCUCCUUCAACCAUCUUUCAUCCCUACUCCCAUUUUUUCCUUUAUAGCUUUAUGUUAAAGGCACCAAACACUCGGAGGUUAUGGCUAUAAAUGCAGCACUGUAACUGCUCUUACACAGCUCUUCAUCAGAAACACGCUCACUCUAUUCAGCUGCAGUGCUCUUGGCCAUCCUCAUUCCCGGAACCAGCACAGUUUUGUCUGAAUUAAGAGUUUAACAUACAUACAAAGAAGUAGAAAAGAGUACAUCAUGUCUGGCACUUGAAUUUACCACUGUACAUCUUGAGUGAGACAAUUUAUGCAGCCCAUAUGCUACUCGUAGGCUUGUAUGAAGUUGUACGCUUCAACUGCUGCAUUCACACUUUCCAAUGAAAAACGGUGUUACAGUGGAAUUGCAUUUUAUUAAAAAACAUUUAAAAAAUAGAGCACAGGAACCCGUUACUCGUUACACAAUUCUCAUCAAGAAUUACAUUCUGUAAGAUCCCAAUAGCACUAAACCCCAUCUCUUCCAUGAUUUUUUGUGAGCACAACCCUUCAAGAACCAGGAAUACAUCUCCAACACUAUUUCCCUGGCAGCUGUGCUCUGAAGAGGAUGAGCAGUGAUUGACAGCACUGCAAAAGCUUCUGAAGGUCUCUUCUGGCCUGUGGUUCUCUUGCACAUAAGCAAGAUGAGCCCUGAAACAGUGCUGUACUACCCUAAUUAUAGUUCAGGGCAAGAGUACGACUUGUCAGCACUCUCUUAACCCCAAAGAUGUUACCAGCUCAAUCUCUGGUUCUGCUGGGGCAGUCCAGAAUGACAUCUGCCCACACGCACCAGAUGACCCAGCAUUCUGGAGUUUGAGUACCCACAUUAGCCACACCUGUAUCACAGGGCAGCCUUUGCUCUAGGUCUAAGAAAGCAGCACUAACAACUAGGGAAAGAGGAGAUACCACUAUGGAAGAUGGUAAUUUGAGUUUAAGCCUCUGUAAUUCCCACUCAUUUUGAUAAGCUUCCAAUGCAUUCCUCACAGAAGAAUCUUGCAUGUGACAUG
Molecule: messenger RNA, 4168 nt
Organism: Coturnix japonica (Japanese quail)
Lineage: Eukaryota; Metazoa; Chordata; Aves; Galliformes; Phasianidae
Gene: LIAS
Product: lipoic acid synthetase
Biological process (GO): lipoate biosynthetic process
Cellular component (GO): mitochondrion
Molecular function (GO): 4 iron, 4 sulfur cluster binding; lipoate synthase activity
Source: RefSeq, a predicted model, not a curated record